Molecule: messenger RNA, 1296 nt
Organism: Plasmodium inui San Antonio 1
Lineage: Eukaryota; Apicomplexa; Aconoidasida; Haemosporida; Plasmodiidae
Exons: 1
Coding region: 1-1296 (431 amino acids)
Source: RefSeq, a predicted model, not a curated record
AUGAAUAACCUGCGGAGGGGAGUCACUUCGCGGUGUAGAGGAAUGCUCAGCGGAGCAAUCCAAGUAAACCGCCAAUUGGACAUGAGAAGGAAUAACCAUCUCGGGGGGAGCAGUCACCUGGGGAGGAACCUAUGUACCCUGUCACAUCAGCAGAACAUAAGAUGUUUGGCGAGGAUACAACGAAGGGGAUUCUUUUUCAAGAGCGAAAAAAAUGACAUCAUAAAAAACGAGAUUGAAGAAAUCCUAAAAACGGAUAAGGACCCCCUGAUGGGGACGGGAUGGACAAAAGACGUGAAAGAAAGAGACGACUAUUCACGUGGGAGCGAAAAGGAGGAACCACUAAGGGAGAGCAACCAAAAGAAGUAUAAGAAUAAAAGAGGGAACUUCAAAAGGCUGUUUAUUUUUAUAGCCUUCCAGAGCAUCCCCAUCGUUGGCCUUAUGUAUCUUUUUAAAUACAUAGAGAGCGUCAAAUUGGCAGAGCUGAAUUUCACAUUCGAGUCAUCCGAUGAUAUCAUCAAAGAGGCCCUCAAACUCAUAAGGGGGAAUUCGAAAUGUUUCUGUAUGUAUUCGGAGGGUGACGAAAUUAAGACCUUCUUCGUGGACCCCUUGGGACCCGAGGAGUCCGAAGUGAACUACGAGCCGGGCGCGGUGGACACGAAAGACGCGGCAUAUGCGGUAGACGGGGUGGAUGAUUCCAUCUCGGCAGAGGCGCGCAAAGCAGAAUUAGCCUCUCAGAGGAGUAACCACGAAAGGGUCAACGGUAGAAGGGAGGGCGGGACUGCUCCAAAUGGGGAGCGGCCAAUUCAAGAUCGGUCAAGUAGGGACCCCCCAGUAGCACCGCCCCACCACUCCCCUUCCAACAAAACAGAUGACCUAACUAAAAUCGUCUUAUCAUUAAACAAACCACUAAUGCAGAGAGUAAUGAACGUGAAAUCUCCCACGGAGUUCCCCCUCAACUACGUGUAUUUCUGCAUCUCCAAAAAUACGGAGAUCUAUAAUUUUCUAAAACAUAGGAACGAGAUGGUAAGUCUGCUUUACUCGGAUGAUGCGAAAAACGUGUAUGUCACUCUGACGGGGUCCGCCUCCAUUAUUGAGAAUGAAGUCAUACGGGAGGUAAUUUGGACGAACCGAUGGUCCUACCUCAUUUCGGAUAACCCCCAAGACAAUUAUGUGCUAAUUAAAUUCACGCCUUCUACUGUGUCUCUUAAAACGAUUGGCUUUAAGAAUCAGCACUGGAAGAGUAACAUCGUCCGACGCUCCAUGACGGAUGACAAGAUGGCUUGGGUGAAGGGGUAG